Lichtheimia ornata is the source of this 1020-nucleotide messenger RNA. RefSeq lists its product as uncharacterized. Gene Ontology annotation, molecular function: phosphatidylinositol-3-phosphate binding. The record is from RefSeq and is a predicted model, not a curated record. Lineage: Eukaryota; Fungi; Mucoromycota; Mucoromycetes; Mucorales; Lichtheimiaceae. The coding region runs from base 1 to 1020 and encodes 339 amino acids. The transcript is spliced from 6 exons. Gene Ontology annotation, cellular component: endosome.
AUGGAUUUGCAAUAUCGUCUGGACCAUCUGAUUGAUCAUUGCUAUGAAGGUUGUUCUCGCCUAAGACAAUACCAAGACCAUCACCACCACAACCACAGCGAUAGCAGCUCACUUAAAAUAUCCACGCUUGCUUCACAACAACUCGUUCGUGAUCUCGACCUCGGCAUUCAACGACUCUCCCAAUUGCAACAUGACUUGAAUGAGAAACCUUCUGUUGCAAACGACGCAAUAUGGUCUGAUAGCACGCAUAUGGUAUUAGAGCAAGUAGAGAAGCAGCUUGAGCACGCAUUAAAUGUGCUUUCGGAGGGAAAUUGCAGCAGUAAUGGGCUUGUUCGCAAGGACAUGGCGACGCCCAUGCUGAUCAGCAGCAGCAGUAGUAGCACAGCAUCCACUUGCACCACCUUAUCAACAUCACCUGACUCUUCCAUUCUAUUCAACCAUCAACCCACCGUUGCCCGUGGUGAUGCCGGUAAAGCCUUCCUUGGAACAUCUUUUGGAAAAACGGAUUACGAUCCUUCUUGGACAAAGUCAAAUAAGACAACUACUCCUACACGACAUUUGCGGACACUUUUCAAGGGGUUACGCCGAUCCAACACGACGAAUCCAAUGUUUGAUGAUGAGCUUGUUCCUCAAAUCAAUCUAUGUAACCAUGACAACGAGCAAGGGGAGAGACGCGAGAAUACUUUUGCUUCCGAUGCCAUUGUCAAUCAUCCAUUACGGAUAGGUGUUGGCCAUGGUAGUUACAUUUGUUAUAAUUGCACGGUGCUUAGUGACAAGGGGCCUGCCAUCACUGUACGUAAACGCUAUUCUGACUUUGUUGAAUUGCGUAAAGUCCUCGUGAAGCGUUUCCCACAACUUGGAAAGAGCAUUCCUAAAUUACCUCCAAAGAGGAUAUGUGGCAAUUUUUCGCCUGCUUUUGUGGAACAACGACGUCGCGACCUUGAAUACUUUUUCAAGUAUAUCGUUCUUCAUCCGAGUCUCGGUAAAUCUCCCAUUGUGAUGCACUGGAUUGCACCCUAA